GAAUCUGUUAUGCAGCGCGAUGCCGGUCGAUAACAGGAGAAUCGCAGGGCCUGAAGUCACCCAGCCCGUUAUUUUCACAGGAAGAAAGGCAUUCGAUAAACCUCUGGUACGAAAGGAAUAGUAUCCUCUUCUUUGUCAGCUUUCAUUGUGUUCCUUCGUUCAUGACUUUGUCUCUCACUUCAGAUAACUGGUGACGGUUUACGAAGAGAUGGACGGAAAACAGACGAACUUCGACCGUUGUGUAAGUUGACUCCGCAACAGAUAAACUGAAGUAAUUUAAGGGAAGCGAUGAAAUAUGAAGUUUUAUAAACGCACCCAUCAAAACAAAGCAUUAAGUUCUGAAAAAUUAAAAACAAAAAACAAAAAAGCGAGUGUAUCAUAAUAUGUAUAAUAAUUAUACUAAAAUAAUUCUUAUGAAACAAAAUUAUACGAAGAAGUACUUUAUAACUAUGAUUAAAACUAGUACAAUUAUUAUAAUUACUAUUACAAUAAUUAUUAUUAUUAUUACAGUUUUGCGUUCAGGGGUAGUCAGUCAAGCCAGAGGCUCAGCAUACAUUGAAAUGCAGAACACCAAAGUCACAUGUGCUGUGUAUCCUUAUACGAUUAUGUACAUGAACAUGUGCUUUUAUAAAUUAAUCGAUCCAUCUCCACUACGUUUCAAAGACCAAAGGUAAAGGGUAGACAUCCCACCUCUGGGAUAUUGUCCUUUUGAAAAAUUUAGAUCCUUUGAAUAAAGGAUAAUAAUUUGUUUUCUUUGUGUCUUUGUGUUUCCAAUUAAAAUCAAAAAUUGAAAAUCAUUGUCAAGGUUUGUGACAGUCAGGUUGAUGUGUUCAAAAAGACACAAUGUUGCAAAUUGCCUCUUUGAUGCUCUGUUCAUUGCUGACGUUAUUAACAAUGUAUGAUUUAUAGAAACAUGUUUAUUGAUUAUUAGUACUGGACACAAAGAAAGAAAUGUCAAGUGAGAACUUUCAUGUUCAAUACUUCUUUUUUUUUAAUCAUUUCAGCUUAGAAUAAGAACAAAAAAAAUCAUUUUUGUCUCUUGACUCAGUGUUAGAUAUGGGCCAAGAGAAUCACAGAGACAGCAAGAGUUUAGUGAAAGGGUAAUAGUAAAAUGUAUAUAAUAUAAUUUAAUAUGUCACUAUAUGAUAAUGUACAUUUAACAGUACAGCUAGUAUGCAGAAUGCUUCAUAAAAGUUCUUUUGAAUAAUGAGCAGUUUAGAAGAUGUUUAAUUAUCAUCAUGAUAGAUAUUGUGAUAGUUUGGUUUUUGAUGUAUUUUGUUAAAUGUGAUCAGUUGUUGACUUUGAGUUUCCUAAACAGAAAUUUUAGGAACAAAAAUGAAAAUUUAUUCAUGAUUCAAGAUAAUAAAAUUAAAUCUGGAUUGAAGAACUUUUGAAAGGAAAUUAAUGAUAACGUCUGCAAUAUGUCCACCAAAUAUACUAAAUUUAUUAUAUCAAUGAAAUAUAUGUAGCGCACUGUAGGAUGUUCUGCUUAUUCUGUCUUUUUAAUGUCUUAGAAAUAACCUAGAAGUCUUAUUUUACAGGGAAAGUUGACUUGCGAGUUCAAGUUUGCACCAUUUUCAUGCUGGCAAAGGCGACAACACAUGCAGGUGAUUAUCACUAGCUGUUGUGAGGGAAGAUUACUUUGGGAACUAAAUAAUUUGAUGAAGCAGCUAUAGUUUUUUUCUUUUAAGAUACAAUUGGGAGCUUUGUUAACUUCCUUUUCUGGGAAGCUGGGUAAUUAAUGAAGAGGACCCUUAGCUUUUUGUCCAGAUUUCCUGAAAGUUUACUGACAACCUUUUAUAUUCUAGGACCAGGUUUUUCAAAGCUGAAUUAGGAUAACCCAGGAUUAGUGUUAAAUCUGAUUUCAGAUCUGAAAACUUUAAAAGAAAAUUCAAUAUAAUUCAUAUGUCUAGAAUAUGAUUAUUGAAUUCUCUAUAAAGAAUAAAGAAUCCUGAAGAGGCUUUUGAACAUAGGAUAAAGAAACUUGGUUUGAAAUUUAACCUUGAGUUUAUGCUAAUUGACCUUCAAACAGCUCCAUGAGGUACAUUUAGUGAGGGCAGCACUCCCAACUUUGAACAAUUUUUGCCAUCAUGGCUGAUAGAAAGAAAGAUAUCUUUAGUUAGCAACUAUAUUCUGUAAAUUUGCUGAUUUACAAAAUUGAAAGCUUGUGUUCAGUAGUAAAUAAUUGUGCAAGCCACAUGUACAAAAUUUUUCCUUCUUUAUUUAGAGGUUCAACAUCAUUUAUGUUCUGUAGUUUUCUGUUUCGUAAAUAGUUGAUUCCCCUCUCUUUGGUUGUCUGAAAGUGAUCUUUUUUUCUUUUCUUUUUUUCUUUGCUAAAUUUCAAAAUCCUUCAAUCCACAAACUCUCUAGCAUUCAAUUACUUUCAUUAUAAACUAAUGACUGGAAAUAGCCGUAUGAGACUCUUUUUUUUUUUUUUUUUUUUCAUUUCUGUUGUUCAGGAUUCAGAAGAAAAGGAGCUAUCUUCAUUUAUUGUUCAAGCUCUCCAGCCAGCCGUUUGCUUGGUAUGUUUUCAAGAAUUUUUUUAUUCUGAUGACUCAGCAGUUACAAACACAGUUGAUAAUGUAAACUGUUUAUGGUAGUUUUUUUCCUUUGUUUUUAUUUUACUUAACACGAAAUUAAAAUGAUAAUAAUGGGCCCCUCAAGAAACAAAUAAACCUAAUCAUGGGCUCUAAAAACUCUAUGUCAACAUGACAUACUUAAACUUAGUUUCAAGGAUAAAAACUGAUCAAAUUUUUUUGUAAUUCAUAGGAGAAGUUCCCCAAAGCUCAAGUUGACAUCUAUAUUACUGUCUUAGAAAAUGAUGGAAAUGGUUAGUCAGUGGGCAUGACAACUGCAUUUUGUUGUGCAAAAAUGUAGGAAUCUGUUGUCGGUAGUGUAAAUGCUAAAAUGAGCUGGAAUGGUCAAAAUGAUCUCAAAUUAUGGUUAUAUGCACAACGUGGUACUUACUUUUGGAUAGGGAACAUUCUCUUUGUAGCUCUGGCUGUAUUGUGAACAAACAAAGGAAAAAUUAAAUUAAGACAUUUAGUGGUCAUUUUUACCUAAACUAGUCUUUCAAACCACAAUACAUGUAUGUUAUAUGUAGUAAGCUCAGAUUGAGUUUAUAAAAAUUGAUGCUUUUUUCAUUAAACCAUCCUUUUAAAUCCAACCUGAUAAUUUCUGAUUGCUCACUCAUAGUUCUUUACUGCUUUCUCAUGCUGCUUGAUGUGGUACACUGUUAAUUGUACACUUCUUGUUUGUUUCUUGCAUUCCAUAUGAGUUAAUUUGCAAUCUGAAACUGUCAUCUUUCAUCAGAAAAGAAUUGUGGUAAAAUUUUCACCAAUAUGUAGCAGUCAUGUAAAUUAUCUCAGUUGAAAGUCUCCAGCAUUUUGAAAAAUCCACAUGUAUGAUCUCAUACAAUAGAACUUGAGUAAUUAAAAUUGACUUUUGUAUAUUUGUUUAAUUUGUAACCAAUCUUGUUAUUUCAUGUACACACAGCUCUUUCUGCUGGCAUAAUUUGUGCAUCACUGGCCCUUGGAGAGGCUGGAAUAGAAAUGUAUGACCUUGUUUCCUCCUGUUCUUUGGUAAGGAAACAACUCUGCUUAGAAAUUUUGGUGCUAGAACAUUUCAAUUUUGAUAUUUUAGUCAAUGGAUUUAGUAUGGUAUGGCUCACAUUAAUUAUAUGGCCUUGCAUGCUCGUCAACAAGUUCUUUUUAGCUUGAGGUGGUUGAGCAUAAAAUUCUGUUAUACUGUUGAUGUACUUUUUUUUAUCUUAAGUUUGCAGCAUGAAAUUAGGUAUAGAAUUAUUAUCAAAACUUAAAAAAAAUAAAAAUUAUGAAAUGGUCUUGGAAGUAAAAGGGUUCACUGAUCGUUUAUUACUUCCACAGGUGCAGAAAGGUGACACAUCACUGGUGGAUCCCACAUUUCAAGAGGUAAAGAUAUUUAGUGAACAAAAAUAAUGGUUUAAUGGAUUACUUAUAAUAGGCACAAUACCUAUUACUGGUCAUAUUCUUUUCUUUUUGAUUCCAGUCUGUUGUAGAUGCUCAGUAAAUGAAACAAAGCACAAUUAUUUUUAAUGGUAAACAGCACCAUAGUUGCAGAGAGGUGAAAAGAUAGGGAGGUCUGGGACAGAUUGUGUAAUGAACUUCCUAAGAACUAUUUAUGUGACCCAGGCCCUAACUUUUCUUGUUUUUCACUCUGUCAUUUCUAUUGUGUUGUUAAUUAUUUCGCACAGAGUCAGCACUGGAACAGGUUAGUUUGAUGUGGCUGUAAUGAAGGGCUGAUGCUUGAAAUGCCAGCUUUGAAGCUCUUUACAGCGGCCAAUCUACAUUAUCAACUCAAUUGAUAAAGCCAAAUUUUCUAGAUUAAUUCAACACUGCUUUAAGCUUUCAAACCUCUUUUCAAUAACCUACCUUUAGGCCACUGUACAAGUUUCAAAUGUAUGAUGCUUUGCACUUUUUGACUUCUCUUUGUCCUUUGAAAUUUCAUUGCAAGAGUAUUAUUUUGACUUGAAAAUAAAUGUUAGAUAAUACAAGUUUUAUUCCAUCUCUUCUUAAUGAAUUAUGGGUCUUUUGUUAGACUUCAUCUUCAGAUAUUGAUGGAAGGGUCACCAUAGCCUUUCUUCCUACUAUGAAUGUCAUAUCUGGUUUGUCACAAGAUGGUGAAUUGACUCAGGAUCAAUCCAACAAGGUAAUUAGUUGUGUGUUGCAUCAGAUCUUUGACUUUUAUACCUAGGGGAAAAAUUUCAAGAGUAGCGUAAUUUCUGGCUCUAUACUCACAUGGUAGAUUACACACUUGCCAGUUUUAAACAGCAGUUGAAAAUGCAACACCAGAUCACCUGCACCAUUGGAUAAAUUGCAUCUCAAGAACAAGGAAGGCUAUAAAUUAAUAAUUUUGCAUGGUGCAAAAUUAUCGUGAAUUUUUAUUUAUUAUUAAUUGUGGUACUUCUGAGUGUUUUGAAAUCAAUGUUGGUGGGGGGGAGGGUGGGGAAAGGGAGGGGGAUGUGGAUCAUAUACUGUACUUGGCCAAUUCACAUACCCCUUCCCAAAUUUUCCACAUGUUAAAUGGCUUUUGAAUGGUUUCUUUGCACAGCAAACUUCUUUGCCAUCUGUUACAGGAUUUGAUCUUCUCUCUGAGUACAACUUUUGACAAUUAGUGCUCAUAGAAAUAGCUACUAACACGUAUUUGCGAAAAAAUAGUCCCACAAUAUGUUAUUUUACUGAGUGCAAUCCUGUUGAAAUAAAUGAUGGGGCUUUGCCACCCCUCCCCUGGCAAAAAAUUACGUAAAAUAUUGAAAUUAACUCUAUAUUAAAGAACCCAGAAUGAUGUAUAAUCAAUGUUCAACAAAGUUUCUUAAUAUAUAGUUUUAUGUUUUGUAAUUUUCAUCUAUCCCUUUUUUUCUUCUUCAGGCCAUUAAGUGUGGUAUGGAAAGUUGUGCAAGAAUUUUUCCAGUUCUUCAAGAAUCUCUUGUUAACACUGUAAAGCGAACUGUGAAUUCCAAUUGUAAAAGCUAAUUUGAACGUUUUCUGCGGUAUUUAUGACAAGCUUAAUAUCAUAUCAUGAGAGAAUAGCAGUGAGCUGUAAUGUCAAGGAUCUUUGCGAAAAGAUGAGACAUGUCUUCUGUUGUCGGAGAUCUACUCAAGUUUGCUUUGGGGAUGAAACAGUGCCUACAUCCAGUGCUUCCAAUAAGACCUGGCACCCGCUGGAACUCUGGAGGGUAUUCUGUUGUGAAUCGCCGGGUAUACUUUGGAAGCUCUCAAGCAAACUCAUGAAGUGAGAUCUAAAACUUAAAGACUUAAAAGCUUUAUUUUACAAUAUGAAACACUCCUUUCCCACAUCUCCCAUAAAUAAUUAUUUCACGAAUCUCAGUUUAAAUUGGUACAGCUCCCCUCUUACAUUGUCGUUGUCGAAGUCCAGUGCUCCCUCUGCAGGUGAUGCGAGGUCGCUUUCAUCCGAAGGUUUGCCUGGUAUUUCCGCCAUGAAUCUUGGAAGUGUAAAAGUUCUUUAAAUCUGUUUCACAAAAAGGGUCAUCGUUUUUUUAGAUGAGUAAACAUUUGUGUUUUGAGAUGAAUAAAACUCGCUCUUUGUUUUACGAGAAAAAAAAAACAAAACAAAACAAAAAACAAAACAAACAAAUUCACUUUGAGUAGUUCUCGUUCUACAAAGAUUGUUUCCUGUCCAGAGUCGUUAGCUAAAUUUCCAUUUAGCAACAUUGGGGCCUUUUUGUAAUACACCAUUUUGCGAGACGCUCGAUUUCUCUGCUUCAAAAUGGUGCUAAGAACAAAGUCUUUGGUGUGAAAAAAUAUUUUUCCUGAUAUCCUCAUGCAAGUCGAACUCGUUUUUCUCACAGGGGAAGCGCUGAAUUUUUUUCCUUCUAUUUUUGUACCUUUAUCACUGAUUAAUUCCUAUGUGAUAUUCAGCAAAAGUUUACCAACUUGCCCGCCGACGCAGCACAACAAGUUUAUUUUUGUCGGAAACUUAUAAUCUCCUCCUGCUAAGUCUAGGUGUUAUUUCUUCCUCGUUUCACGUUCAACCUGAAGAAACGUAUAGAAAGAACUUGUCAUUUCAUCGAUCGGUUCACAGUACAAUUUGAGGUAGCUAGAAGCAAGGUUGUUUAAAGCAGGGCUAAAAAUUGGCGGUCGCACGGUCGCCAGUGGCGAGUUAAAACUGACCAGGGCCACCAAAAGUGGAGGUUUGAACGCCCGAUGUGCGACUAUGCUACAGAAUUUCGAAUAGUUGCAAUGUAAAUUAUGCGAAGUACAAAGUUGAAAAUAAAACUCAAUAUGUAGUUUAAUUUGACUACCUUUCUCUUCGUUUCUUUGCCUGGACUCUAAGAUCAUCCAUUUUAGCGAUUUUUUAGUUCUGAAGUGGAAAUUCCGAGCCGUUUUAACAGUGAUUUUAUGAGCUUGUUCUUUCCUUUUAGUUAACGCUCCGUCAAAAGCCACGGGGCAUUUGUUCAAGUUUUUCAUUUUAAACUAGAGGAAAUCGAGGGCCAUUUCAUUUUGGGAUGGGCCACUAAGAAUUCAAGGAAGCCGGCCCAACUGGCCACCGAGCACUGGAGUUAAUUUUUAGCCCUGUUAAAGUAACAUUAAAACAAAAAACAAAACUUGAUAGGUAGAAAGUCUCGAGCGUAUGGAACAAUUUGAUUAUAAUGUGUGAAAAAAUCACGCAAUUUUAGACUCAAAACGUUCGAGUAGUUGCUUUCAAAGUCAUAAUUUGCGCUAUCGAGUAACGGGCUUUGUGGACGCUUUUGGCCAUAUCUUUUUUUCUCUUGGAUCAAUUUUUUUGCCAGUUUAAAGGGGACAAUUUGUACACCAAAAUUAUGCAACCAAAAAAAGUCACCGUGCUCGUUCAUUAGCCUAAGAUCAUCGUACCUCUUUACCUGGUCCAUUUAUUGAAAAACAAUACCGCGUUCUCAGAAUACUCGCGCUUACGUCAAUUUUAUGCGCAGUACCGGAUGAUCAGUAGUGCCAUACCAAGGAAUCACCUCAAAAGAUACUGAAAAGCCAUUAGUUAUUCGGUCGAUGUUGUAAAUCGUUUUACUACUUUUUAAUAAGCCAUUUUUAAUUUUUGAG
Molecule: messenger RNA, 7571 nt
Organism: Pocillopora meandrina
Lineage: Eukaryota; Metazoa; Cnidaria; Anthozoa; Scleractinia; Pocilloporidae
Source: the annotation of a GenBank genome assembly